GGAGCAUAGUGAGCGCGCGCGCUCCGCAGAAGGACGUUUGUUACCAGUUCAUGCAUUCAAUACGAAACCUAGCCUAUCGAGCAGACAUGGUGAGCAACGCUCAGGAUGCGUGUUGAUGAUAAGUCGACUAGUUGGACAAAAAUAAUUCAGACACAUGUCUCUCGCAAGGACACUCGGGUGCUUUCUGGCACUGAGGCUUGGACAUUUUUAAGGUAACUUCUAUUAAACAAUUAAGGAAUCGCUGAUUUAGUCUGACACGUUUCCAGUUUAUUGUCUGUUUUUGAAGACCUAAACAGAGUUUAAAAACACCAUAGUGCGGACUGGCUAUUUUUUGGUUAAAUUGGUCAAAGUUCUGACAUCUUGAUAAAGUAGGCCUAUUCGUUUGAUUGAACGGCACUUCGCGCCAAUGCUGGGAUGGCUCGUGGCGGUUGGCUGUGUGAUCCUGGUGGCCUGGAUUUGGCCGCGUACCAAAUAUCCAGGGUCCAAAAAGAAGCCUUCCUCGGACGCACUUCUCACGGGACUCCUCACUGGGAUCCCGCAGGAGAAAGCCGGAGAGACGCCGGCCAGUGACCGUGGGCACGAGAAGAGCGCGUCCGCAGUGGCGCUCAUAUGCAAGCCGUCGGCGCUGGCCAACUACCUCCUCAAACACUGCCGGACUUUCAACAACUACUCCCCGUGCGUCGGCUGGUCGUGGCGGGCGAGCGCCGUCCUCCAGAGUGUGUACGACACGUGCUGGCCCUACAGCAGCCCCGUUCAGUUCGUGCGGGACCACCUGCAACUCAGCGACGAAGGUCUGGUGUCCCUGGACUGGGCGCUGGCCCUCUGCGGGACGUCCUCCCACAAACGGAGGAGGACGUCGAGCACCUCAAACAGCCCCGUUCUUCUCAUCGUCCCCAACUCCUUCGGGAAGAUCACUAGGAACGUGCUGAAGCUGUGCGAGGCGGCGCUGUCCCACGGCUACCUCCCAGUGGUCUUCAACCGGCGCAGCCACAACGGCACGCCCCUCACCACCCUCAAGCUGCAGCAGUUCGGCGACCCUGCCGACCUGCGCGAGGCCGUGCGCUACAUCCGCUACCGGCAGCCGGCAGGGCGGCUGUACGCGGCCGGGGAGAGCACCGGCGCUGGCCUGCUGCUGUCCUACCUGGGGGAGUGCGGCUCCUCCAGCUACGUCACCGCCGCCGUCUGCCUGUCGCCCGUCUUCCGCUGCCAGAGCUGGUUCGAGAGCGGGCUGCCGAGGGCCGUGCAGUGGGCCCUGGUGCUCUACCAGAAGAUGAGCCUGAGCAGGUACAGGACAGUCCUGGGAGAGACUGUGCAUGCAGACUCUCUAUUUUCCAGCAGUUCACUACGAGGUUUGGAAGAGGGCCUGUUUUGCCAGACACCCCAUAAAAGCACCAGCCUCCCUACCUCCACCACCUCCACCACGGCCACCACCGCCACGUCGGGCUCCACCGGACCCAACACCUCCGGGAGCUGGGAGGCGUACUGGGACCGCAACGAGCCGCUGAGGGACGUGGACGAAGUGGCCAUCCCCGUUCUGAGCGUCUGCGCCCGGGACGACCCGGUCCGCGGCCCCCCCCGGUACACGCUGCCUCUGGAGCUCUUCCAGACCAACCCCCACUUCUUCCUCCUGCUGACGGAGCACGGCGGUCACUGCGGCUUCUCCGCCCAAGCCCCGGUGACCGGCGUGGCUCCUGGGUCUGGGUCCGGGUCCGGGUCCGGGGGCGGGGGCGGGGUCGGGAUGCCGAGGACCAGCUGGAGCCACGGGGCGCUGCUGGAGUUCUUCAGGGCCACCACCGACUUCUUCGCCACCGAGGAGCGGGCGAAGCAGCUGGCGGCGAGGAGGCGCGGGCUGGGCGGAGGGAUGGCCGGCCGCUCUUUCCGCAACCGCAGCAUCAGCACGUGUAAAAGAGUGCCGGAGUGCUCCCACAACAUCCACGCCAUUUACAGCUGGCAGAGGUCCUACACGCGCUGAGCCGUAGAAAGAGGAGAAAACCUUCCAGGUUCACUGCCAACAUGCGGCAGAACAGCUGGAAUACUCAGACAGCCGCGAUGAAGUGGCACCGAAGGGGGAGGCGAGCGCCGCACGCUUUGUGUGAACUCGAAGAAAUAGGGACUAAUUCAAAGUCUGGCACUCUGACAUUGCACUGAGUGAGGAACGGCUGUUUGUUGUAAAAAAAGACCACCGCCAUCUUUGAAACUGUAUCGGUCUUUGUUCUGUAUUGUUUGAUUGUAUUUGAACUUUACAGAGGCACAUAUUUAAGUAUCUAGAAAACACAGUGACACAUUUUUUUAUUUAAUCUGUGCUGAAGAUACAGACUUGAUUCAUAACUUUUUCUUUCAUACUGUAUGAUCUUGUGUUAUCUGUAGUUCAAUGAGUAUGCCUUGGCUUUUUAUUUAUUCUAUGUACAAUGACGAAGCAUUCAGAACCAUAGACGGUGGAAAACACGCGUAGUGACUUUGACACUGUGUUGCUCUUAAAGUGAAGGGCAAUCAAUUCCGGAUGUUAUGAUCCAGUUGAGAAUGCAUUAAGUGUAUAGUGUAUAAAGUGUAUGAAGACCUGCCUACUGUAGCAGAAAGAGAGAGAUCUUCAAGGACUUUACAUAAACUUAAAAGAAAGCAUAGGUUGUGAACUUUCUAAUCUUGUGGGUAACUAGUGGGUUGUGGGGGAGGGGAUAUAACAUGGCGGGGAAGCCAAUGAAUGACCUUAUUGGUUUUCACCCAAACUAAGAUGGUGUUUAUUUGUGACCAUAAAUAGUCAUGUUCUAAUGUGCCUUGUUGCGACCCGCUUCUUGGCCAGGGUUUGUCAAUCAUGCUCAAUGUAUUUUUCAUUGUGGCUCCAUAUCUUUGUGCCAUAAAUUGCCCUUGAAGGAUUUGAAGAGAAUCUGACAUUCGUGUUCUCAUUGAUGAUGUUGUUGUUGGUUAGAGAGGAUGAAAGAAAAUAGAAACUGGGAUAAAUUAUUAAUUAUAUAUACUGUAGUCUCUGUAUUAAAGGUUAGAAACAUGUAAAAAACAUAAUGCACAUGGCAGAAUGUAUGAGUUGAAUAGGCAUGACAAUCCUGUGUCUUGUGUAACAUGUCAAACAGAAAAUGCAGCUAGCAUCGUCAUUGCAUUAACAUUUACAAUUUUCUCUAAUAAACCUGAAUUAAACGUAUA
Gadus morhua (Atlantic cod) is the source of this 3153-nucleotide messenger RNA. RefSeq names its product abhydrolase domain containing 15a (gene abhd15a). Gene Ontology annotation, molecular function: monoacylglycerol lipase activity; short-chain carboxylesterase activity. Lineage: Eukaryota; Metazoa; Chordata; Actinopteri; Gadiformes; Gadidae. Gene Ontology annotation, biological process: lipid metabolic process. The transcript has 3 exons. Bases 407 to 1972 code for a protein of 521 amino acids. The record is from RefSeq and is a predicted model, not a curated record.